UUGGAGAUGUGGCUGUAGACUUUUCCCAAGAGGAGUGGGACUGUCUAGAUUCUUCUCAAAGGCACCUAUACAGUAAUGUGAUGCUGGAGAACUACAGUGUCUUGGUAUCACUGGUACCUUGCUUUUCUAAGCCAAGUGUGAUAUUAUUGUUGGAACAAGGGAAAGAGCCCUGGAUGGUGAAGAGAGAGCUGACGAAAGGCUUGUGCUCAGGCUGGGAAUCUGUGUGUGAGAUUGAAGAAUUAAUCCCAAGGCAGGGUCUUUCUGAUGAGCAAUCAUCCAGGAAGAUAACAGAUAAACUUCCAAGUUAUGGCUUUGAGUACUCCAGUUUGAGAGAAGAAUUGAAAUGUAAGGACCACUUUGAGAGGCAAUCAGGAAACCAGAAGGCAGGUUUAAAGGAAGAGAAAAUCACUUAUGAAGAAGGUCUUGUUGAUGCAAGACAACAGGAAUAUAAAAAAUCUUGGGAAAGUUUCCCUCAAAACACGCUGCUUCGUACACAACAAAUAAUCCCCAAAGAGGAGAAAGUACGUAAAUAUAACAUGCAUAAGAAAAGCUUUAAAAAGACUGUAAUGACCAUUAAGCCAAAGACUGUCUAUGCUGGAAAGAAAUUUUUGAAGUGUAAUGACUGUGAAAAAGUCUUCAGCCAGAUCUCAUCCCUUACUCUUCAUAAAAGAAUUCAUACUGGAGAAAAGCCCUAUAAAUAUGUAGAAUGUGGGAAAGCCUUCAGUCAGAUAUCAAAUCUUGUUCAGCAUCACAGGAUUCAUACUGGAGAAAAACCCUAUGAAUGUAAGGUAUGUAGGAAAGCCUUUAGCCAGUUUGUCUACCUAGCUCAACAUCAGAGAGUUCACACUGGAAAGAAACCCUAUGAGUGUAUUGAAUGUGGGAAAGCCUUUAACAAUAGAUCAUCCAUUGCUCAACAUCAGAGAGUUCAUACUGGCGAGAAGCCUUAUGAAUGUAAUGUCUGUGGGAAAGCAUUUAGCCUUCGUGCAUACCUUACUGUCCAUCAGAGAAUACAUACCAGAGAGAGACCCUAUGAAUGUAAGGAAUGUGGGAAAGCCUUCAGCCAGAAUUCACACCUUGCUCAACAUCAAAGAAUUCAUACUGGAGAAAAACCUUAUAAAUGUCAAGAGUGUAGGAAAGCCUUCAGCCAGAUUGCCUAUCGUGCUCAGCAUCAAAGAGUUCAUACUGGAGAGAAACUCUAUGAAUGUAUAAAAUGUGGGAAGGCUUUUAGCAAUGACUCAUCCCUUACUCAACAUCAGAGAGUUCAUACUGGAGAGAAACCUUAUGAAUGUAAUGUUUGUGGAAAGGUGUUUAGCUAUUGUGGAUCCCUUGCCCAACAUCAGUGAACUCAUACUGGAGAGAGACCUUAUGAAUGUAAGGAGUGCAAGAAAACAUUCAGGCAGCAUGCACACCUCGCUCAUCAUCAGAGAAUUCAUACUGGGGAGUCACUCCCACCACCCAAUCCAGCAAAUCACCAAGUUCUAUAA
Lepus europaeus (European hare) is the source of this 1484-nucleotide messenger RNA. RefSeq names its product zinc finger protein 570-like. The record is from RefSeq and is a predicted model, not a curated record. Gene Ontology annotation, biological process: regulation of transcription by RNA polymerase II. Lineage: Eukaryota; Metazoa; Chordata; Mammalia; Lagomorpha; Leporidae. The transcript has a single exon. Gene Ontology annotation, molecular function: RNA polymerase II cis-regulatory region sequence-specific DNA binding; DNA-binding transcription factor activity, RNA polymerase II-specific.